ACGUUUGCCGUACUUGUUUGGCUGCAACAUUUAGCGCGAGUUUUUACACAGAUACCAAGUUGUGUACACUGUAGGUUUUUGGUUGUAAUGAUCCUAUAUUUAUCCAACAGGACGUGCUGUUUAGUGAGCAGCGCGACCAUAUAAAUGUUGUAAGUUCUUCAUUUGGAGGAAACAGCAAAAAUGAGGAGAAGCCUGGCUCCCAGUCAGUUGGCUAAACGCAAACCAGUCAGAGAGACCAGCGGUGACAGCGAGCAGACGGGAAACACUGAGAAGGUAAGAAGAGUGGAUGGGAUAAGGGAGAGCCACAUGUCUCCCUACAGAAAGCCUCUGAAACAACUUAACUGGCCUGAAUGCAUGGGCGCUGACAAGCAUGAGGCAUCUAUUCUGAAUAUUCUCUCCAAGCCUUUUAAAAUUCCUAUUCCCAACUACACAGGCUCACUUGGAAGCAAAGCACUUGGUCUCAAACAUGCAGGAGUAAGGAAAGCACUCCACGAUCCCUUUGCUGAAGAUGCUUUGGUACUUUAUGAGCCCCCAACUCGAAGUGCUCAUGAGCUGAUCAAAGCUGACAAAGAAAAGCUUCCAGUUCAUGUUGUUGUGGAUCCAGUAUUGGGAAAUGUACUUAGACCCCAUCAGAUAGAGGGAGUAAAGUUCUUGUGGGAUUGUGUGACUGGUAGACGCAUCCCUGGAUCUUAUGGCUGCAUCAUCGCUGAUGAAAUGGGCCUGGGAAAGACACUGCAGUGCAUCACUCUCAUAUGGACCUUGCUACGUCAAAGCCCUGAUGCUAAGCCAGAGAUAGACAGGGCCAUUGUGGUAUCACCUUCUAGUCUGGUUCGGAACUGGUACAAUGAAGUAGGAAAGUGGCUUGGAGGUCGCAUUUCACCAGUGGCAAUUGAUGGAGGCUCAAAGGAGGAGAUUAAUAAGCAGCUAGUGAACUUCAUUUCUCAGUAUGGUUUGAAAGUGGCAACACCCAUUCUGAUAAUUUCAUAUGAGACAUUUCGACUUCAUGCGGACAUCCUGCACAAGGGGAAUGUCGGACUUGUGAUCUGUGAUGAGGGCCAUCGACUGAAGAAUGCUGACAACCAGACUUAUCAAGCUUUGAAUGCUAUGAAUGCUCAACGGAGAGUGCUGAUAUCAGGCACUCCAAUCCAGAAUGACCUCCUGGAGUAUUUCAGUUUGGUCCAUUUUGUAAAUGCUGGAAUCCUUGGUACUGCCCAGGAAUUUAAGAAGCGAUUUGAGCUUCCCAUCCUCAAGGGUAGGGAUGCAGAUGCCAGUAACAGAGAAAGACAAGAAGGAGAGGAAAAACUCAAGGAGCUCAUCAGCAUUGUCAACAGGUGUUUGAUAAGGAGAACUUCUGACAUCCUGUCAAAAUACCUUCCUGUGAAAAUUGAGCAAGUUGUGUGCUGCAGGCUAACUCCUCUGCAGAUAGAACUCUACAAGCAUUUUCUGAAGCAGGCCAAACCCACAGAGACUUUACAAGAAGGCAGAAUCAGUAUUCCCUCACUGUCUUCCAUCACAUCACUCAAGAAGCUGUGCAACCACCCAGCUCUCAUUUAUGACAAGUGUUUGGAAGAAGAGGAGGGCUUUGAGGGGGCAUUGGAUCUUUUUCCUCCUGGCUACUGUGCUAAAACUGUAGAACCUCAGCUGUCUGGUAAAAUGCUGGUACUUGACUACAUUCUGGCUGUGACAAAAUCUACAACUAGUGACAAGGUGGUGCUGGUCUCCAACUAUACCCAAACACUGGACCUCUUUGAAAAGUUGUGCAGAUUUAGAAGAUAUCUUUAUGUUAGACUGGAUGGCACAAUGUCUAUCAAGAAAAGAGCUAAGAUCGUGGAAACAUUCAACAAUCCACAAAACCCUGAAUUUAUUUUCAUGCUGAGCAGCAAGGCGGGGGGAUGUGGCCUUAAUCUGAUUGGUGCCAAUCGCCUGGUUAUGUUUGAUCCUGACUGGAACCCAGCCAAUGAUGAGCAGGCAAUGGCUCGUGUGUGGAGAGAUGGCCAGAAGAAGACCUGCUACAUCUACAGACUUAUCUCUACCGGAACCAUUGAAGAGAAGAUCCUGCAGAGACAGGCCCAUAAAAAAGCCCUGAGCAGCUGUGUGGUGGACGAGGAGCAGGACGUAGAGCGUCAUUUUUCUCUGGGCCAACUUAAAGAACUUUUCACACUUAGUGAAGAAACAGCCAGUGACACACAUAACAAGUUUCAGUGCCGUCGCUGUGUAAAUGGCAGAGAGGUCUGGCCGCCUCCAGAAGGUGCUGACUGUACCAGUGACCUUUCCCAGUGGAACCACUGCUUUGACAGAAGGGACUGAGGGACCAAGUGUUGAAGGCCUCCUGGGAAAAUGCGGUCUCUUUUGUCUUUCAUCAGCGCUCUCAUGAGGAUCAGAAGGGUGUUGUGUACAGUAAAUAAGGAAUCAAACCAGCUGCUUUAAAUGAAUUUCAGAUACUAUGUCCAAUUUUGACUUUUUUCCUUGUUUAAUAAAAAGUGAAGAAAAAAAUGA
Molecule: messenger RNA, 2496 nt
Organism: Fundulus heteroclitus (mummichog)
Lineage: Eukaryota; Metazoa; Chordata; Actinopteri; Cyprinodontiformes; Fundulidae
Gene: rad54l
Product: RAD54 like
Exons: 18
Coding region: 181-2307 (708 amino acids)
Biological process (GO): double-strand break repair via synthesis-dependent strand annealing; reciprocal meiotic recombination
Cellular component (GO): nucleus
Molecular function (GO): ATP-dependent chromatin remodeler activity; ATP binding; DNA translocase activity
Source: RefSeq, a predicted model, not a curated record